Molecule: messenger RNA, 1887 nt
Organism: Alternaria infectoria
Lineage: Eukaryota; Fungi; Ascomycota; Dothideomycetes; Pleosporales; Pleosporaceae
Exons: 1
Coding region: 1-1887 (628 amino acids)
Source: RefSeq, a predicted model, not a curated record
AUGUCGGCUCAAGGCUCAACUGAAGGCUCACCUCCAGGCUCACCUCCAGGCAAGGCUUACAGAGAGUUUAAGGACCACUAUGACGUUUGGUUCCUACCAGCAUCCAUACUCGCGAUGGACAACUUCCACCCUGCCUCACCCCUCAGUCUCGGAGAUUCGAAGCGCUGCGAUCCAAACAAGUCUUCGAUUUUAGAUCUACCCGGCGAACUCCGCAAUCAUAUCUUCAGUUAUCUGGUUGAGUCUCGCACACUAGUGAGCGUGGGUUUCGUUACUCAACAUCGCCCGUCCAACGAUAUGGAUAUGCGACUUCGUUUUGUUUCUCGGGUUCACCCUCCCAUGGAUCUCUUCACGUCGUGCCGAACGCUGUAUCGCGAAGCAGGUACCAUACUCUACUCAAACAACACAUUUCGACUUUCGCGCCAUCUCCCCUUUCCAUUUGACCUGCCUAGCUCGUUUGUCGAAGUACCACGAGAAUUCUUCAGCCGUCUUGGAUCACAAGCGCAUUGGCUGCGUAAAAUUGUCUUAGACCUAGAUCAUCUAAAACCCAGGGACUGCUUCAGAGGAGAAGCUCGACUUGACAAUGACUUCGAGGAGCAAGAACGGGUGUUCGAUGAGAAACUGGAGCUGUUUGAGAUUACGCCUCUUCUGCGGGCUAUCUGGCGUCUUGAAGCUGACGUGGAUGUCUCGUUCACCCAGCCAUUUGGUCCUGCUAAGUAUCAGGGUGAGGAAGUUUUCCGGUGCCACGCUUCAUCAAUCACUACCAUUAUGCGAUCCAUUCUACAGGGUCAACUGAAGUUACGGCAAUAUGGAAGGCUAGUCGCUGCCGUUGGUCUAAAGCGAGAUGGAACCGGAGGAAUGAUCAACUGGGGAACUACAAAUUACGACUAUCGGGGCGCACAUCCGCAACUGGUUAGGAUUCUUCCUGGCCCUGAGCACAUGUCGAGCUUCGUGGCGGAGGACGAUGGGUCCCGACUGGAGCUUGUGAAGAGCAAUGAAGCUUCUUUACUCGGUAUCCCCAAACGCAUACGCCGAACCAUCUUCGACGCGAUCAUCAACCCUGAUGAUGGCAUAGCCAUCGAUCUCGACAAAGAGACCAAGUUCAAUUGCGGGUUGCUGCAUACCAACAAGGAAAUCUUCGAGACUUGGAGGUCGCAUUUCCUGUUCCACAACCGCUUUACUCUGACGAUGGCAACAAGCGACCUCCGCACUACAUUCCAGAACUUCGAUAAGCUGAGACGGUUCCUCCGCAAAACGUUCAAAUCCGGUUACAGCCGUGAGCCGAUGACUGAUGAGUCGAUGAGGACUAUUGCAACAUCAGGCAGAGAUCGUCCAGUUGGCGUAGACUAUGUCCUCAGGUUCAAUCUGAGUACUCCAGCCACGCUGAGCGACAUCCGUAUCAAUAUCCUACCCUUUGUAAUGGAAACCUCGACUACACCACCGCAUCAUGAAGUAACAAUCCAGAUAUGGACCCCCACACCCGACGGCUCCACAGCCAUGACAGCUACCCAUACUAUGAACCUCACCAGACUACGACUAAAUGUUAUCAAAGCCAUUUUGGACUGCGCAUUCACAGGAAUAUCAAAUAAGUCCUACCUACCCAAUUUCUGGACCAACGGCUUCGGAGACAUCGUUGAGACUGUCCACGAUUCGGUUGACGACACGGGUGGAGCUUGGGAGCCUGCCUCCGAGAUUGCGCUCGGCCUGACGGUAUACCACUUCGUUCGUACUCUUCAUCCUAUAGAUCGGGACUACCGGGGGUGCGUGGCAGAUCCGACGUGCGAAUACUAUGACGAUACGCAGUUUUUCCCUUUCCGGGCUGACAAGAAGGAAAUUAUGGUAUAUCUUAUGAAAACUAUGGCAUCUUAUCCUGAUUACUUCAAAACGUAG